CAGGAACCACGGGGGGGCGGGAGCAAUGCUUUAACCUCUCCACUGAAGCCAAUGCUUUUGGCUGUCACACGCAUUCAGCCUUUGCAAGUGAAGGACGUGGUUAGGCUAGGCUACUUUCACAGUUUGCCGGUAUUAGUUCUAACCGAAUUCUGGUGUGGAUGGUUGAAUGAAUUGUAUUAAAAUGCCUGGUUCUUUACUGAGAAGAGCGCUUGAAGAGUGAUAGACUAUGGGAGCGCCAGCAUGAAGUCCGCGACAUAGCCCGCUCGCAGAGGAAUUCGCUUUGUUUCUAAUCCACGACCACGUUCAACAGCUUCACUCAGAAUGGAUAAUUCAGAAAAGGGAAAUAAAUCUGAUGAAGAUUCGGAAUCGCCAGAGGAAGAGGAGGUGGACCCCAGAAUUCAGGGUGAAUUAGAAAAACUGAAUCAGUCCACAGACAACAUCAACAGAUGGGAAACAGAGCUGGAGGACUCACGGCAGAAGUUUCGUGCCGUCUUGGUGGAGGCCACCAUGAAGCUGGAUGAACAGGUGAAGAAGAUUGGCAAAGCGGUGGACGAGUCCAAGCCAUACUGGGAGGCCAGACGCAUGGCCAGACAGGCCCAGGUGGAGGCCCAGAGGGCCACUCAGGACUUCCAGAGGGCCAUCGAGAUCCUGCGGGCGGCCAAGGAGACCAUCGCGCUGGCCGAGGAGCGCCUGCUGGAGGAGGACAGCCGGCAGUUCGACUCCGCCUGGCAGGAGAUGCUCAACCACGCCACUCAGAGGGUGAUGGACGCCGAGCAGACGAGGACGCGUAGCGAGCUGGCACACAGGGAGACGGCGGCCAGAUACAACGCCGCCAUCAGUCACAUGAAGCAACUGGAGAAGAAGUUCAAACGCACCAUCAACAAGUCCAGGCCAUAUUUUGAAUUGAAGGCAAAGUAUUACCUUCAGUUGGAGCAACUGAAGAGGCAGGUGGACGAGCGGCAGACGAAGCUGACCCAGGCCAAGUCCGAGUACCGCACGGCCCUCCGUAACCUGGAGACCAUCUCCGACGAGAUUCACGCCCGCCGUCGCCUCUCCGCCAUCGGUCCACGGGGGCGUGGCGUGGGCGCCGAGGGCGACGGCUCUGGGGACGACAUCGCCAACUUCAAAAUGGAGUCGGAUGGCAUUUCCAUGAUGUCCGAGACCUUCGAGGAGGAGGGCAGCAACGGCGUCUCCUCAGAGGAGGAGGCCGAGACCCAGUCCUCCUGCAGCCGCAGCAGCUCCUGCCCCAACACACCCCUGGACCUGCCUGGCCCCCACCCCUUCUCCCCGUCCUGCCCCAACACACCCCUGGACCUGCCUGGCCCCCACCCCUUCUCCCCCUCCUGCCCCAACACACCCCUGGACCUGCCCGGCUCCGACCCCUUCGCCCCCUCCCCCUCCUGCUCCAACACCAUCACCACCUCCUCCACCUCCGCCUCGUCCCCUUCCUUGUCCUCGUCCUCACCUCACCCGCUCUCCUCCUCCUGCCCUUACCCUUCGUCCUCGGCCUCCUCGUCCUCUCUCUUGUCUCCGUGCCCUGAGGGCCUGGAGCUGCGGGAUGCCGGCUCGCUGGAGGGACUGGGCCAGGCGUCGCUGGAGGGACUGGGCCAGGCGUCGCUGGUGCUGGGCCCGCGCAGCGAGUGCAGCGGAGCGUCCUCGCCAGAGUGUGACCAGGAGAGAGGAGACCGGGCAGAGGGUAUUGAAGGGAAGCCAGACACCCCCAGCGUCAUGUCACCCCCCAUUCAGAAGAGUUCGCUGCUGGAGGAAAGGCUGAAUAAACUGUCCCUAGAAAGUGCCGAGGCCGAGGACUCCGAGUCCGACCCUUUUACUGUGACCUCUAACCCCGCGCCGACCCCUCCCAUGCUUGUGGUUAAUGGGGUCUGAAGGCGGACCAGUCACCCCCUAAACUCACCCCUCACCCCUUCACCUCCCUAAAACAUCAAGAGGACAAGACGGAAACCCCACUCCUCUUUCCUAAGACGUGUCCCAACACUACCGUUUGAAAGAAUAAUCUUUGUUUGUGUCGUGGUCAUCUCUUUGUCCUAUGUCAGGUGGGACUAUGACUGCUAGGCCACCUCAUAAUCUUUAUUUGUGUCGUGGUCGUGGUAAGGUGAAACUAUGACUACGAGACCACCUUUGUCAGUGUUUCCAGAAUAUUCUGCCUCUAAGAUGGUUGGAAGAUGAAACACAUAAAAACCAAUGGACAGUAUUAAAGACUUGAUGAAAAAAGAUGUGACAUCCAGAACACUACAUGCGUGUGCAACUGAAACCUGUUGGUAGUCUGACGGAUCUUAGUUGGUUGUUGGUUUUUUCUCCUCUUUCCACACCUUGUCACCUACCGCGCAAUACCUACCAUUGGGUUCAAUCUGUGUUGUUUUUUUAUGUGUAAUAUUCUGACUCUCCACCAUGCACAACGUGUUUGAUGUAUUGUAAAAGAAAUACUCCUGAUGACCUUUCAGUGUAGUACCACACUAUUUUUUUCAUGCUACUAGUAUUAAUGGUCCUCUGUAGUUUCAAGGUAUGAACAUAUAUAUAUAUCUAUAUUUAUAUUCAAUGUGUGGAUCGUUAGUUGACCAGUGUGUUGUCACAGCAACAGAGUCCCUGUCAGUCGGAGUAAUAAACACAUGUUUGCACCGUC
Alosa sapidissima (American shad) is the source of this 2638-nucleotide messenger RNA. It is a transcript of the gene sh3bp5a, whose product is annotated as SH3-domain binding protein 5a (BTK-associated). Gene Ontology annotation, molecular function: protein kinase inhibitor activity. Lineage: Eukaryota; Metazoa; Chordata; Actinopteri; Clupeiformes; Clupeidae. Gene Ontology annotation, cellular component: cytoplasm. Gene Ontology annotation, biological process: intracellular signal transduction; negative regulation of protein tyrosine kinase activity. The transcript has 9 exons. Bases 322 to 1884 code for a protein of 520 amino acids. The record is from RefSeq and is a predicted model, not a curated record.